This is a messenger RNA of Pristis pectinata (smalltooth sawfish), 716 nucleotides long. RefSeq names its product peroxiredoxin 5 (gene prdx5). Lineage: Eukaryota; Metazoa; Chordata; Chondrichthyes; Rhinopristiformes; Pristidae. Gene Ontology annotation, biological process: cell redox homeostasis; cellular response to oxidative stress; hydrogen peroxide catabolic process. Gene Ontology annotation, molecular function: thioredoxin peroxidase activity. The record is from RefSeq and is a predicted model, not a curated record. Gene Ontology annotation, cellular component: mitochondrion; peroxisome; cytoplasm. The transcript is spliced from 4 exons. Bases 147 to 701 code for a protein of 184 amino acids.
GGUUGCCAGGGGCCGGGCUGCGGGGCGGGGGCAGUCGGCUGACGGGAUAAGAAGGCGGGCAUGAGGCGGCUGGUGUGUCAGAGGCUCGGGGGGACGGUCCGCUUCGCUUCGGCUGCAGAUACGUCCAGCGCACCGCAACCGCCGCUAUGCCCAUCAAGGUCGGUGACAAGCUGCCUUCUGUCGAUGUCCAUGAAGGGGACCCCCACUGCAUCGUCAACAUCGCAGAGCUCUUCAAGGGGAAGAAGGGGAUCCUGUUCGGCGUGCCGGGGGCUUUCACACCGGCCUGCCAUAAAGACCACCUGCCCAGCUACGUGGAGAGCUACGAGGAGCUGAAGAAGAAAGGCAUCGACAUCAUUGCCUGCAUUGCUGUCAACGAUGCUUUCGUCAUGAAGGCCUGGGGCAACGAACAGAAGGCCGACGGGAAGGUACGGAUGCUGGCUGACCCCACCGGUGCCUUCACGCGGGUGAGUAACAAAUGGCCACCGACCCCUCUCUCCCCGCGAGAGCACGGUGCAGCAGGUAGUGCCGCUGGCUCCAGGCCCCAGAGACCCGAGUUCAAUCCUGACCUCCGGUGCUGUCUGUCUGUGUGGAGUUUGCAUGUUCUCCCCGUGACCGCGUGGGUUUCCCUCCCACAUCCCAACAAUGCGUGGGACCGGUGGGUUAAUUGUCCCCCCCGCCCCCGUUGUGUGGGUGAGGGGUAGUUGAUGGGGGUGUGG